AUGUGUGUGCAGAAUCUGAAUAGAAUAUUGGCUCCUGACAGAUUUACGUCAAAACUUUUGUCGGCUCGUGGAAGCGAUAAGCACGAUGUAGAGUCCUACUUGGACCCUGACAUCUUUGCUCCCGAUCCGGCAGACCUCAACGACGAACCUGAUGAAGACAAUGUCGAUCAACUACUUCUCAUGAACCCUGAAGAUAUUUUCACUAUGAAUAGCGAAGACGAACCGUUAUCGUCAUUAAAUCAACGACUACGUCCUAGGAGGCGAACAUGCAGUCCCACAAAUAAAAACGUUAGGAAAAGUGAAGGCAAAGUCACUUUGGAGAGACCUAAGAGGACAAACACUCCGUCUAAGUCUUUGCCUAAUAAACAAGAUGAUCUCGACAAGUCUGAUACUAUUUCUUCUUCUUCGUAUUUUCUUUGCCCCUACUGCGAUAGAAAAUUUACUUCAAAACAAACUGUUUCCAAACAUGCACGACGCAUGCAUUUGUCGAGUUCAAAACAAGACUUUUUUAUUGCCUGUAUCUUCUGUAACCACACCGAAGCUGAGGCCAAUGACAUCAUUCGGCAUAUGAUCGAUAGUCAUCCCAAUCAAUACUUUACUUGUAUAGAUUGUCAAACGCGGUUUGCAUCACCUGCAGAACUCUCAGAGCAUAAGUUGACCGUUUGUGAGAAACAAAAGCCUUAUCGCAGCAAACUGCGCCAGAAGAAUAUACGGGCCUUGAAAAAAUGUCAAAAAGAUGCCAAUGACGACAGACAAAUUGAUUUUCAAAGAGAUAAAGAAGUAAUUGAAACUCAUGGGUUUAAUGGAAUUGUUAUUUCUUGUGAACCAUCUCAUGUACACGAUGAAGCUGAUAUUGAAGAUAAUAUCACAACUAACCUAAUUUUACCACCCAGUAAGUCUAUUGGCAACAGUACAGUUAUUGAGAAAAAUGCAGUUAUUGUUUUAGAUGACAUACAAUGGAAUAAACGAAUACCACCAAAUUUUUCUUUCCAUAACACCGAUGCGGAUCAAAUUCUUUCGAGGUUAGGUGUUGUGCACCGAUCGCCAAGGACGGGCGAAUCGACUAGAAAAGAUUGGGUUAAAACAAGUGACGAUGCAACCCAAAAAUUCGAAAAAUGUUUUGAAACCAGCUUCUACUCAAAAGUCGCGAGUAAUGUCGCCGAAAAUUUAGCAAAAUGUCUUGACGGUUCAUUUAACUUUAAUCCGGAUUUGGAAAACACAAUUAAAACAAGAAAAUCUAAAAAUAGUGUUGUUAUCAAUACUGCAGAAGGUUUUCCUAUACUAUUAGCUUAUGAACAAUAUUCCCGCAACAUUUUUGAAAACUACUUACCCAGAUCUAUUGCGCCUAAACACAAAUGGAAGUGGGAUAGUCCAGAAGUAGAUAAAUGUUUCAUUAAUGCAGAUCAAAUGAAGCGAGAUUCUCAUGCAAAUAAAUGCAUUAUUACGUUGGUUUCAAGUCUGGAUAUAUGGACCCAAUUAAGUAUGCGCAAAAAAUAUGACAAACAAUUGAAUAUUUCCCAUUUAGAGAAGAAGACUGAAAAACAAAACAUUAUUGAUAAAGAACUGAAAGAGAUACUGGAAAGUAGAGAACUACCAACGUCAUCUACACAACUUACAAAAUACACAAACGUAAUAGGCACUCCUGUAAGAGAAGAUCUUGAAUUUCCUAAUUUUCUAGGUUUAACUCAAACAGCACCGACUUAUAAUUUAGAACCUGCGGUUCUUAGUGGAGAAUGGGUAAGACCCAGAUGUUAUGUAUGUUGCGCAUGUGGUGCCCAAACUCGAGAUUCUAAGGCACUCUCGUCUCAUAUAUCAAUGCAUCAUCCUAAUGCACAAGUACAGCAUUACGAAAUAGUCGGAGAACCAUUACUAAACGCUGACAUCUUAAAGCAUUUGUACGUACCGCCAAGCCAGGUGUGCAAUAGAACCCGCCCUUUGAGAGGUUUUAGAGACUGCACUAAGUGUAAAAAGUCGGUAAGUUUAAAAGACUUACAUCAACAUAUGCUGGAUUGUGCCGGCGAUACGCCAGCAGUACGCCGAAAAUGCCGAUAUCGGCCUUUUGGAGUACGCAGAAGACGACCUCGUCUACCAGACAAUGUUAUCAGGAGAAAAAUACGAAAAGAUUUAAGGAAUCGUCACAAACAAAAGAGUCACAUGAGACCCCGGCAGAAAAUAAGGAGCGAAGUUGGCGAUGCCGAGACAAUCCGGAAAAUGAUUGCAGACCUGCCCGCAAAACGUCAUCGGGUAAUGAUUAAUCCCCUAAAUCCUUCAUUGCGACCUCGUCGAAAACUCGACAAACAAAGAAGUAAGCUUUUAAUUAAACAUUGUUCAUCAGAUGAUUCGAUUACUCGGAAACUAAGAUCCUUAAAAGAACUAAAUAAUUCUUCAAGUUCUUUUAACAUACCUACAAACAAAGAAGAAAUUAUCAAGAAUGUUAAUAAGAAAGAUAUUGAUGAUGACAAAACCUCUAAACCCAGCGACGAGGAUAAGUUUCUCAGACCAAUCAGACGAGCUGCUGAUAAAAAUACCCGCCAUUCUGAAACUUUAAAAAGGAAAGUUGUGCUUAAUCGCGCUAAAAGAAAAAUUCAAAUAAAGGGUAUGAGCUCAGGCAAACAACCAAUGAGCUCAGGCAAGAAAUCCAUGAACUCGAACAAGCAAUCCGUGAGUUCAGGAAAACAGGCUACGAACUUGAUCAAUCAGUCUAGCUCGGGAAAUUCAAUUACGAGGUCUGGAAACCAAUCUACUAACGCAAGCAAACAGUCUACGAGCUCGAGUAAUCCACCUACGGCUUCGGGUAACCAGUCUAAAACUUUUGAAAAUCCAGAUCUGUCUGACAAACAAACAGACGGUGACUCAAAUGAUGGGAAUGAUUCAUCAAGUGAUGACUUUCUCAAAAAUAAUACACCUAAAAAAGUUGAUAUAAAUAACAGUCAGUUUAGUUCGAGACAGAAUUCUGGGCGUGGUGGUAAUUACAACCGAGGAAAUAAUAACAACCGGGGAAAUCAUAGUAGAGAAAAUUAUAAUCGCUCGAAUAAUCAUAGAGGUAACAACAAUCGAGGAAACUAUGACAGAGGUAACAACAGUCGCGAAAACUAUGAUCGCGGGAAUGAUAACCAAGGAAACGACAACCAAAGAAACCAUAAUCGCGGAAGUAGUCGAGGUGGAAAAGAAAAAAACUCAGAGGAGGACGAUGGCGACCCCUCAACAGACAAUGAUCCGAACGAUCUAAAUUAUUCAGUCGCAUCUUCAACAGAUCGUGACAGUGAAGGGACGUCCCUUCAAACCUACCAAGGACUUUUUCGUCCCGACGAUUAUAGUGACGAGGUCCAAGACUUGUCUAUGAGUCAAGGCGAUGAAUCUGAAACAUAUGAAAAGGCUGCCUUAUCGUGUGGCAAAUUAGCCCUGGAGAAAUCCAGGGGUAAUAAAACACGAAAAGGCCUUAAUGCCUGUAUCGCGAUGUUGAAGAACAAACUUGAAGACCCCACUAUAAAUGUUGACUCUAUUGAUAAUGACGAACCAGUUGCCGGUCCAUCUGGUUAUUCUGUAACCAACCGGCUUAAUCAUGUACCGGACACAGAUGCACGUACGCAAGCAGUUGCUCAACUUGCUACUAGACGUGAUCAUCCAAACGUGCAUCCAUUAAUUCUGCCACUUGCUCAUCAAGUUGAAAACCACCAAAAUGCAGAAUUUUUAUCUAAUAAUUUACAUGCACCACCAAUAUCUCAUCUACCUACACGGACGGCGGCUCAACCAACAUUACAUUCAGCUGAAUAUUUAGCUCUUAAUGCGGCUGAAGCCAUUGCCGCAACACAUGCUGCACUCACAACUACACAUACGGCCUCACACGCGGCUGUCUCACAUUCAGCCGCUCAUUUAGUAGCUCCUCCAACUGCACUGGCUAUGCCUCAUCCUGUGGUGCAUCCAUCGGCUUAUCCUGCAGUACAACUAGCUGCUACUCAUGCAGUAGUGCAUCACGCAAACCAGUUGGGUGUGCCGUAUAGAAGUGACAACUUUAUCGAUCCAAAUCCUCGAUUCUUUUUGCAACCUACAUUUGAUCGCAAAAUAGACCCGAAUCCGGCGGAAGUAUUUUCCCGGUCUGUAAUACCCAUAGACAGAGUUGAUUUCCAUUAUCAAAGCAACCUGCCGCAACACAUAUCAAUCGAACAAGUAGCACAUGGUUUAGCUUUGUGUAAAGAAACUCUUGCGACUUCAUCCAAAGAUAGCAGUGGUAGCUACAGGGGAAGACAAAGAAAAUCUUCAGUUGGCAGUGGACAGCCUAAGAAAACACCUGUGAAAAGGAAGUCAACUCGUGUGAGAUCAAACGCGCAACCCACCAAUAUUCCACAAAAAUUGUUUGGUUUGCCCUCACAGAUUGAAGUCAUCCCUCAAACAUCUAUUGGAGUGCCGCUCCAAAAUCCUCCCCAUUUAGUCCUACAAAUUCCUGAGGAAUAUCCUAAUAAAAGCCCGGAAAGUGAAAAACGCACAAAACGAAAGCAAAGUAACAAUCAAAAUGAACCACAUCAACCAAAACCUACGAAUUUCUUUAAAGAAUCUAAAUCCCCCGGUAGAGCAGAAUAUCAUCAUACUUAUGAUAUGUCCGGUGGGCGUCUCAUUGAGAACAAAUCUUAUCAACUCCCAGUAGUUAGUGAACAAAAUUCAAUAAUUGAACAACGUACCUUGUCUGAGCAGAGAUCGGCGUCUGACCUGAGAUCACAAGAAGACCGAAGAACAGAUCAGAUACCAUUUUCAGAUCAGAGAUCCUUAUCUGACUAUAGGGCGCACAAUGAACAUAGAUCGCAACCAACCGAUCGUAUCUCUUUACCAGAUCCAGUAACAUUAGCAGAACAGAUGUCAUUGUUCGAACAAAGACCUUUCCGUGAUCCAAGAUCAUAUGCGGAACAGACGUUACCAGAACGGAGGACUUUUUCAGGAAAUUUUACAGAGCACAGACCAUACUCAGAUUUGAGGUCGCAUGUUGAUCACAGCAUUUACCAAGACCAUGGAUCUCAUUCAGAUCCAAGAACAUACACUGAACAGUUACCAUUCUCGGAACAAAUAUCAUAUAACAAUUUGAGGUCGAUACCGGAUCCGAGACAGCACGUAGACCCUAGGUCGCUUUCAGAACAGAUAGCGUUUGCAGACCAAAGAUAUCAAGAUCGAAGGUUAUAUUCUGGAGAAAGAACUUACCCUGACUCAAUUUUAUGUCCAGAUAUUAGAACCUUUUCAGAACAUAGGCCUCCACCUGAUGAAAGGCUGUACUCGGAACAACAACUAACAUAUGCGGAUCACAGAGUGUUAACAGACCAAAAUAUAGAGCAGCAACCGACGAAUGAACAAAUGUUGCCACCAGAACAAAGACCAUGUAAAAGAAGAUCUUCAAAGAAAAUUAAAACCGUUUCUGAUCGCAGGGUAUCAAGUGAACUUUGGCCUGCCUAUGAACUUAGGUCGUCAAACGACAAUUUAUCAAUGCAAGAACAUGCUACGAAUGAUUUAAGGUUAUCGAAUGACCAAUCUGUGUCUAGAGCACAGGGAACAUCUAUGGAUCGCCGUACAUCUGCGGAACAUCUACUCUCUGUCGAACGCCGUGUCUCUGAUGACCGUCUAUCUGGAGAGCAUCGGCUUUCCACUGAACGUAGGGUUUCAUUUGAACGUGGACCUUCUUCGGAAAGGAGAUCUUCGUUUGAUCGAGGAUCACCAUCGGAACGCAGGGGUUCAUUUGAACGUAGACCAUCUUUUGAACGUAGAUCUUCAUUUGAGCGCAGACCAUCAUUUGAACGCGGCCCUUCAUUUGAGCGUGGCCCUACAUUUGAGCGCGAACGCGGACCCUCAUUUGAGCGCGAGCGCGGACCCUCAUUUGAGCGCGGCCCUCCAUUUGAACGCGGCCCUUCAUUUGAACGAGGCCCUUCAUUUGAACGAGGUCCUUCCUUUGAACGAUGUCCUUCCUUUGAACGUCGGUCCUCAUUUGAACGACCACCUUCCCACGAGCAGCGUCACUCAACUGAACGUAGAGUUUCCAACGAUCGAAGGCUAUCUAAUGACAAGUACACAAAUGAAACUGCAUUCUCAUCAGAUCUAACGAGGCCAAGUGGGCAUAGGAACGCUGGUAGUGAAAUAUUUACCAAAGAAAAUGCAUUAAGCGAACAAAGUCAUGAUCAAUGGCCACCUAGAAACCGCGACAUAAUACCGGAACAAAUUUCAGAAAACGAACGUACUAACCACUAUUUGGAGCGAUCGAUCGACGAUCAGAGAUUAAACGAAAGAAGAGCCUCUGAACAUAGAUCAUCAAUGGAACAAAAAUUAAUAUCGGAACAGGAACAUGCUAUUCAAAAUAACUCAUUACGUGAGUACAAUAAUGAAACAACCUCACGUCCGGAUGUUUAUCAAGGAACGCACUAUUCUAACACUAAUGUGCAAUCUGAUGGUGAUGGAUCACAAAAGGGUCCGGAAGAAGAGGACACCGACAUACCACCUACUCAGCCUUUAGAUCUAUCUGGAAGAGCAAUAUCUACAGAACGAUCUUCAAAUUUAUUGAACUAUCGAAGCGACGGCACUUUGGAUUUGUCGAAAAAGAAAACAGAUAGUCCAGUUGAUGAAAAUGUUGUUGUUGACUUACGCGUUAAAGCUUCUGAUCAGACAGAAUCCGAAGCAUCUGUAGAUGAUAAUGCUACUGAUUUGACUGUUCCCAAGGAUUUAUCACUCAAGAGAAUGAGUAAACAAAUAUCAACAGAUAAAAAUGAAAAAUUAGCUUAUGGUAAUCAAGGUUUGUCAAACAAAGAUGCUACGGUUAGAGAAUCUACGGAUACUAUAAGAGAAAUUGAACCCGUUAUAGAUUUUCCUACAGACUUGUCCACUAGGAGUUCAAAUUCUGAAAUUCUUGAAGCGCCGGAGAUUAAAAAUGUUUCCGUUUCGAUAGAUUUAACAGCCGAUGAUGAAAGUAUCGUUGAUGUAUUAAGUACUGAAGACACUAAAACACCUAUGGAUAGCUCGGUUAAUAUGAAAACGAAUUCAACGCUUGCCGCAGAUAUGAGUUAUAACGAACAAUAUACAAUAAGUUCUAAUGAAAAUGGAAUUUCGCACACGGCCAAUCUAAUGAAUGUUAACGAUGCCAGACGUGCAAUAGUUUCAACACAUUCAGAAUCUCAACCUAUUCGUACUUUCCAUAGCACACAAAAUGACGGAGAAAUAAUGCCAUCGUCGAAAGAUUCAUUUACAACAUUGCCGGUUUACGCAGUACCAAAUCCUGUUAUGACAACAUCAGUAAAUAAACAGGAGGGUGCAGCUACGAUAAAUAAUUCGAAUAAUGCUGUUGAUUGUACUGAAGUAAAAAUACCGGAUUACUCUUUAGUUAAUUCUGAUAGUCGAGUUGCAUUGAAUUAUGGUGCUACCGCAAGUAAUAGCUCAAUAACAGGAUCAGUACCCACAAGUAGUUACCCACAAGCAUCGGCUUCAGCAGAACCCAACAAAAGUAGUGUCGAUAAAAAAAGUAGCGCUGAUUCUGAUAAAAAAGUUGUUACCGAAACUCAGGACCCCGAGAUUGCUAAGAAAAUAGCAAUGUUGCCUAAAGAAUUAGUAGAAAUAUUAGGAAAUAUGCCUGCUGAUCAUAGGAACCAGCUCCUUAACGUACUUCCACAAUAUGUUUCUACUUCGACGGCAACCACAAGAAAUAAUUGUGAGAAUAUGGGUAUAAAUGUUAUGCAGACAAAUGUACAACAACCAUCAGCUAAUCGAGAAAUUACUAAUAACAUGCAUACUUUUAUUCCGAACUAUCAUUUGCCGACAAAUAUGCAUUGUACCUCUCAAUUCAUGAGAGCGUUUAACAUCGAAAAAAGUCACCAAUUGACUUAUUUACAACCACCACCGCCGCCGCCGCCGCCUCCGCCGCCGCCACCACCGCCGCCACCGCUACCACAGCCGCCCCCACCACCACCAGCGGCACAACCACCGUUCCAGAUACUGCCUCCCCCACCACCUCCCCCUCCUCCACUACCGCCGCCAUCCAUUGAAGUUAAAUUACCGUCUUCACCACCGCCUAUGAAUGUUACAUUGCAACCAGUACAAGUUGCGUCAAGUGCAGAACCAAUACAGGAAAUGUUUAUUCCACCUUUACCACCGAAUCCACCACCUCCAUUGUUCCCACCUUUACCAGCAGUUGUUAAGACGGAUGUGGAUGGCCCAGAACAAGAUAUUAAACCUCUUAUUGGGAUGUUAAAGGUAAAAGAAGAAAAAGAUAUUGACGAUAAUAGUGAUAACAUACCACCACCACCUAGAUCGGCAGUUCAACCAGAAAACGUAACUGUCAAUGAAAAUACGGAUAACAGAAAUAGGACAGUAGAUUUGACUGAAGAAAGAAACUCGCUUGUAAACGAAGAGAGGUUGAAGUUAGCAGAAAACUUACUUAAAUCAACAGUAACAUCUACACAAGUAAUAACUAACCCUGUUAAUGUGAUGACAACUCCAAAACCAAAAAUUGUCAGUGACAAAACGGCUAGCUUAAGAGCUGUACGUAUUAAAACUCCAUCAGAACGCAAAAAAUCGUCGUCAAAUAGCGAAAUUCGAGCUUCUUUACUUGCUAAAUCAGCACAACAACAUGAAAUUUCGACAAUUAGAGAGUCACCUAAAGAAAUAGAAAAGCAGACAGUUGGAAAUAAAUCUAUUAAAUCAAGAUUAGUUCAAAAUGUCGCACAAGUUCCGGAUGACAAAGAUACUAAACAUGUCGAAUGUAAUGUAUCUCUACCUACACAACAAGGCGAAGAAAGUAAUACUCGACAGAAAAAGGAAUGUAGGUCAGCUGCCCCAGAACGGUCCUCAGCAAGAUUAGCCGUAGAAACAAAAUCUUUAACAGGAAAUACUUGUAAUAAUAAUGAAUUAGAGAAACGUCAAACUAUAAAAGACAUAGCAAAAAUAGAUCACGGUUCUCAAAAUGUCGAUACUACUUUAAGUACAAGAAGUAACAUAUCUUCCACUCCACAACAAGAUAACGAGGUUCGUUCCGAAUGUCGCAUUUUAGAAAGAACAGUUAACUUACAACUGUCGGAUGAUGCUCAUUUAUCAACCCAUAAGCGAGAGAAAGCUGUUGUGUAUCAUAACUCACUUCAGAGCAGUUCUCCUGAAGGUGAUCACAUUUCCGUUGGCAAGCCCUCAGUUGAUAUUGACCAUAAUUUGACAACGGUAAAAAAUGACACUAUCGUUGAUGAAGAAGAUUCAGACGAUGAUGUUUCUCUUGCAGUAAUUGUUAAAAAUCGCGAUCAAAUGAAACAUAUAUUGCAAAAAUUGGAAAAUGAAUGUUCCAUUUCAAAUGAACAUAAUGAUGUAGAAAAAUUGAAAGAAAGUACAAAUGAUUUUAGCAGUAGCACAAUAUACAGCUCAAACUCAGAUGCUACUGCUCAUCAAAAUCCACUCGGCGAGGAAAAUGAGAAGGUAAUUCUAAAUAAUAAUGCGUCUUACUCUGCUCAACGUUUGACAAGCGAAAUGGACCAGCAGAGCAUAAAAAUCAGUGUUUCACAAAAUAUUGAAAAUGAACAGUUUAAUCAACAACAUCACGACCGCUUUGAAAAUACAAAAUGUAAUGCAGAAGAUACUCAAAUUUUGGAAGACAGCCAAUUAAAAAUAAAUGAAGUUGUAGAUGAAAGUGUUGCACACGAAAGUAUUGCUCUUAAACACACAGAAAAAGACAAGUCAAAGCGAAUAUCAAACGAUGCUCGCGUUGAAAAAGGCAAACAAAAGAAAAAACACAAACGUAAAUUAUCUGCAAAUAAUGUCGGCAAUAACCAGACUCCUGUAAUGAAAGAUGAUUACUCUUCAAACAAGUUAAAGAAUAGUUCAGAUGUUCCAGAUUUGGAUAAAGUGCAUGAUUCUCAAGAAUCAAAUAAAAGUAUUUCAAAAAUUAGCAAUAACGAAACUGUUCCUGUUGAGGAUUUGUCAUCUAAUCUGAAAAAUGUGUCUGAUAACAAUAACGAAGACACUUAUGAAGAAAAUAACAAAGAAGUUGAAAAAGACAAAGCCAAUGAUUUGCAACCGCUUUCUGAGGUAACGGAAAAUAAUUCAAAAUCGCUAAGACGCAGUAGACGAGGAAAAUCUGUGGUCGCUGAAGGCAUGCUUAUUGGACCUGAGAAUUCUAUUGAAACUGAAGCUGUCACGGAACAAAAGACACCCCUUACUAAGAAGCAACUUAUUUUUUCUAAGUUGUUAUUGGAUGAAGAAAUUCAUACCGAGCCAAAAGCACACUCAACGCCUGAAAAAAAUCUAUCCAAUACUGAGGAAGGUAACAAUAGUCAAGAAAAUAAUAAUCAGCUAAUUAUGGAUACAAAUGCACCCAUAAGUGAUAAUUUAGAAAACACAGAAGCAAGUGGCUUAGAAAAAGGAAAAGAAACAAAAAGUAAGAAACCAAUUAAAUUAAAAAAUAUUUACAAGAAAAAUAAAUCACAAAGAAACUCUGAAAAACGUAAGAAAGGACAUUCUCAUAAGUCAAAGAAAAUGCCCGAACUAAGAAUCCGUUCUGAAAGUCCUAUUUGCAUUGAUUAUCCGCGAAACAGUCAUCUUUCAGCAGAAGAACAGUUUGCUGAAACUGAGAAUCAAAUUUUACUUAUUCAACAAGCCCGAGAUGAAUUAGAAAAAGCUAAUGCUAGUGCUAUUUUUUCGGGACCUACUACAAGCAAGGACUCAUUAAGCACUUCUGGAGAGAAAAGAAAAUUAGAUAUGAUGACUACCGACGAUUUUCGACAAAAUCCAAAAACGAAGAAACUUAAAUUUAUUGAAAGUGAUGCUAAAGAUAAUGAAAAUAAUAUACCGGUGCCACAAGGAAAACGCACUACGUGUUAUAUGCAAGCUGCUUUGAGGAAGACCCGAUCAAAAUCUGUUGUUGUAAAAUCUUCUACUGAAUUAUACGACCCAUAUGAUAUUGACCUAGAUGAUAUGAUUGAAAAACCGGAAUUAUUUAGAAGUGAAACAAGUGAUAAAGAUAAUUCAGAAAAUCAGAAAAAUAAUAAGAAAUACAAAGGCAAACAAUUAAUAUCUAGUAAAAGGCAAAAUUGUUUUAAAAGGUCGAAACCUCAAAAUGUUAGUAGUGAUAAUAAAACAACAUCAGCACCCAAAGAUGAAGUAGUUGAUUCAGACGACUCCUCGAAAAGUGAUGUUCCACUAAAUAAAUACAUAGAAGAAAAAGAAAAGAAAGCACUACAAUCAGGCAAAGUGUGUCCGAAACGAAAUACCAAUUUAGGAAAAGCUGGAAAACGGAGCUCAAGGUGCACUAAACUUAAUAACGACAGCAAGAAAUUCAGGCGAACUUCUUCCGAUGAUCUAGAAAAAUCUGGAACAUCAAAUGACGUCGACGAACUUCGAUCUGAACAAUUCAUGGAAAGUUUUGGUUUCUUUUCACAAAGAAAACCACGCAAGUCCAAUUUAUUGGCUUCUAAGAAAAUAUCUGAAACUUUUCACAUCAUUGCUAGUGAAAGCGACGAUUCAUGUCUUAGUCCUAAGAAAAAAACUAGCAGGCGCACGAAUCAAAGCGAAACUAGAAAAUCUGUAUCCGGAGAUGCCAGGACAAGAAAACUUGUAACAAACAAAAGAAUUCUUAAAAAAGUACAAAGAAUAAGAAAAUCUGUGUUCCUGCCGCCCAUACCAUGCUUCUGUCGUCUGUGUAAAAAAGAAUUCAGGCGGUCGGAUAACUUCCUGCGACAUCAAAUGAACGUACUUCAUGUGGCUAAAUUGGCUGAAAUAGAAUUAAAAAUGAGAACCAACCCUAUAUAUGAAAAGCCAAAUUAUCUUAUUGCAUAUAAACGGCAGCUAGAUCGACUGAAAUUAAUGACAAAAAAAUACGCUAAUCAAAAAAAUCACCCAAAAUUAAUAAUGCCUACAUUAGACAAGAUUUUGGCUAAAGUAAAUAAGAAAAUCAGAGAGCAAAAACUAGCUCAAAGAGGACUUAGCAGGGACGAAGCACUUUUCAUUGACUGUUGUCAAUUAUUAAAGUCUAAUAAAACUGAGAUCAAACCGACGGUGCCACCAUCAGUUUCCCAACCAGUUGCCAAUAACUUGCCUGAACCGAUUGUCAAAGGAUUUGAUCUUUUAGAAAAACCGCUUAAAGGCGACGGCGAUGUUGAUUCGAUUACAGCUAAAAAUAUAUUAGAGAGCGAUGAAGUGAAGAAUUUGGAGAAUGAUUUAAUUUCUGGUCUAAAGGAAGCUGCAAAUGCCAAUUCUAAGAAACCAAAAGUUGUGUUACAACGAAGUGUUAGCGAUGUGGGAUUAGAUCAGAAUGAUUCUGGCCAGAUAAGUUACUGUAGUCCUGAAAUAGCUGGACCUAGUAAUGCAAACCUUGUUCUGAAUGAUUUGAAUACUUGUCCUGAAUCCAAAGAUAAUGUUGUAAAUGCCUGCCCUGAAGUCAAUCCUAACAAGGAAACCAAAGAUAAUGAUGAAAGUUCUUCUCUUAUGGGCCAUGUUAAAGAUGAAAAAGCUAAUCUAGAAUUUCAACCUAAUAAUGAAAAUCUUCAUACCGAAACUAAUCCAAAUAAUGAAAUAUUCAGCCCUGAGUAUAAUUCAAAUGAUAAAAAUACUAAUUCAGAACCCAAUUGUGAUGAUCAAAAAACUUCAGAAUCUGACCUACAUGACGAUAAACGCGAUCCCGAAGCAAAACAUAAUGUUGAAGAGAUUUAUUCGGAACCUGAACCCAACGAUGGAAGAUCUUGUCCUGACAUUAAUGAUGAAAAAGUUGUUUCUGAACUUCAAAUUCAUAACGAACAGCUUAGACCUGAAUUUAAUUCUAAUCCUGAUAAUACUAGUCCAAUGCCUAAAAAUAAUAUUGAAAAAUCUUGUCUAGAAUCUGUUCCCAGCAAAGCUAAAAAGCAAGUUGAAGUUAAAGAAAAAAUGUACCCCGAUAUCAUUGAUACCAUAGACAUGUUUGAAGACAAAUUUGACAAGAUAAAGAGAAAAUGCAGAUCUCAGGCGGCAGCUGCGAAGCAAACGCAAGCUGCUGCGAUUGAAACGAAUAACAGUUUCAAGUCUCGGAAGAAAUCUGAAAAGAAGAGGACGCGCAAAAACUCGAAAAGAGGUCACCAGAGUUCUCAAGUCCUAACAAAAGGUGCCCUUAAAGGUUUCGACGGAAUUAAGGUUUCUAUACCGACUUCAGACAUCAACAUCUCUGGAAUUGUUCCCACUCUUACGCCCUCACCAAAGAAGAAAAAGAAAGGUAGUUCAAAGAACAGAAAAGAAAAGACGUCCGAUUCAAAUUCGAAAAACGAAAGAUAUGCCGGAGAUUGUUCUACUUCGAAGGAAGUUGACGUUUAUGAGUUUUUAGAUAAUGAAGAUGCAGUUUUUGAGUUUAGACCUUCAACUUUAAUGGAAAGAUUUAAAAAUAUAACUUACACGAAUGAUGGACCUAGUACAUCGAAAUUAAACUCAGGAGUGGAUGCCGAUAAUUCUAGUGAUAGUGCUUCAGAUGGAGACGAUUUCGUAUACAUGUCUGAUGAUUACGUGUGCAGCGACGAUGAAACUGAAAACAGUUUGAUGUCUUGUGAGAUGAACAGUGGCAAAGUGGGCAACGAUACAAAGAAAAUUACGUCUCCCUUAAAAAGAAAAGAUGCCUUAGAGAAAAAUGCCGUUAUGGGAAAGAUUUUCAAACAUAACGCAGUGCGUAGUGACAAAAAGAAAAUCAAGGAGUCUGUUAAACCCAAGGCUAAUUUAGACCAAUUAUUUGACAGUUUACUUGAGGAUAAGCCAAAAACUUCUGACUUGUAUGAUGACGCACCAACUACCAAAGAUGAAGAUUUUGUGGCCCCAAAUAUACAAGAUGUGUCUUACAAAAUUGAUAAAUACAACCGAGGCACUUCGAACAGAGAAGAAACUACAAAACUAAAGAGUCCUUCACCCAAACAUCACAGUCCGUUAUCUCUUAAAGAAUAUGACAGUGCUUCUCUCAUAGACUAUAACUCUUCAACAUCAAAGACAAUCUCAUCGGAGAUGGGGCCCAGCACAUCAAAAAAACGAGAUGUGCCGAAAGAUAAUAAAGACCAUUCACCCAAAAAGCAUGAAUCGAAACACGCAUCUAGUAGAUAUAGCGAAUCCCUGACUCCAAAAACCGAUUUCAUUACCGGAAAGCAACGUGAUACAAUAAAAGACAGAUCAUUUAAAGAAAAGUCUCCGACUAACAAAUCAGACGAACGAAUUAGCCCAAGUUAUGACUAUAAUGCUGAUGUUUACGAGCAAAUCCAAUACGAUGAUAUGGGAGUGGCAAGACAGAGGGCGCGUCGUAAAUGUACUGUAGGAAAACAAAAUGUGCUGGCUGAAAGUUGGAGUUCGGAAUCCGAGCCAGAUGCUCUACCGCCACGUCCUAACAGCGCCGAGUCUGUUAUCAUGACCUCACGUAAAAAGAAAGGAAAGAAAAAAGAUCACCAUACCAGUGCAAAGCGUACGAACAAUCGACAUAUAUCAUUUAAAAAGCGAGAUGUCGAACAUAAACUAAACAACAACAACCGUCACGGAAGUUACACAGGAACGAAUCGAGCAUACAAUGAAAGCGACGAUGCAGAUAGGAGCACGGUGAAUCCUUACGAUGCGCCGACGCCAUCGACAUCAACAGCGCAUACGCAUCUGGGACCACCGACCGACCGACCAAGACCGCGACCCCGAACCACGGCGUACUACAACUGGUCUUCGGACGGGGACGACGAGCAAGAACAUCAACAGCAGCAUGGCUGGAUAGUCGGAGAUAGCCAUAAAAAGUUAGUUACAAUGCUCGCACACGCGAAAGGACGGAAGCGCAACAACGACGAUAAACGUCAUUUCGUCGAGUAAGGUUAGUUUCUUAGAUUAUAUUAAUCUUGUAAAUAUUAUUGUAAAUAAACUUCUUUUACCGAUUGUCGAUUUUACGGCAUAUGACCAGAAACUGGUAAAAGAAGGUCGUGUAAAUAUUGUAUAUCUCUAUGAAAUAUUUUAGUUAAAUUUUGAAUGAACUGGUACUUUCAGAUUUAUAUUAUAUUCACAUUCAAGUCUAUAAGUAGCCAAAUUCGGGAACAUUUAAUUGUAUUAUUUAAAAUAAUUUCAAAUCUUUGGGUACCGAAGAAGGGCAUUUUUAGUUUCUUGAUGAUCCUCGGAGGUUGUCAGAUCUUUGGUGUUUUUCUGUUAAGCCUAGCGUGGUUCUGCAAUUAGAACAUAAAUAGUAGCAAUGUCAUUGGAUACACAUUUCUUAUUUUUAUUUACUUAAAUGCUAGCAAAAUCUUAUAUUUAAAAUAUUAAUUUCUACUUUUACAUUCGGAGUCCUCUUAAACUGUUAUUUAAAGCAAAAUAAUUAGUAAGAUUACUUGAUUCUCUAUCGAAACUAUUAAAACCAUAUAAGUGUAUCAAUUUACUAAAAAUGCCGCGUUCCGUUACAUAUUCACUGUAAGCAAGUAAAUAUAAUUUUAUGCAAAAAUGCUUAGAUGCAUAAUAACGAUUUAAUGUUCCUUUCAUCAAUUAUUAGUAAUUUUGAUAGAUGUAUUUUAUUUUGGAAAUUAUUAUAUAAUUGAUAAUGGUAUGUCUUAUCGACUGAAUGUCUUUGUUAUGUAAAAGAGUUUAUGUUUAUGUCCAUAGGGGCUGGUAAAGCGGUCUGAGUGAUUUGUGUAUCUUUGAGUUGCGUAAAUUAAUUUGUUAACUAUUUUUAUACAUUAGAUAUUUUGAGUCGUCGAAUGUUUUACACAAUUGUGAAAUCUCAUGCAUUAGUUAUUGUUGUAUCUAGUCCAAUAAGGAAAGACUAAUUGCCGCGUUAUCAGCCUCAAUACUAUGUGAUUUAUUUUCCAAUGUACGAGAAGACUUAUAAUUUUCAUUAUAUAGAUUAUUCUUAACAUGAAAUUGACAUUGGUCUGUGUUUCGGUUAGUAAUUGAAUAAAUGAUUAUAUUGGUUUCUUUUUUUUGAAUAAAUGUCAUAGCUAUUUUUAUUUACUUAAUUUUUUUUAUAUAUUUUAUUUUUUUUCCAGGAUCAAUUAGAAUUCCUAUUCUUAUGCAAAAUCGUUAUCAAUAAUGAUAAAGGAUCGAUCGAUUGUCCUCAUACACAUUUAUCGUAAUUUUUUUGCAAUACUCUCUUGUUUGCGGUGUGAUGAAAUGUUAAAUGUUCCAAGUCGCUGCUUUAAUUUUGAUUUAACAUUAAUUAUGUGCUGUUGAAUAUUUACGCAUCUUAGUUUAAAAUUAUGACAAUGUGUUUCAGGGCAAUCACUGUUAGCCGUUAUAAUUGAUGUCAAAUACAUAAUUAAUAAUAAUCGGUAGUUACAUAUUUUCCCCAAUGUUCCAGUGUUUUCUUUGAUUGAUGUAAUCCAAACAGAGCCGUACAACAAUUGUGCAUAGUUGAAAUUAUUAGUUAUUAUUCAGAAUAUUAAUAAACCUACGUAGAAAAUUAUGUGUCUAUUUCACAAUCUCCCUUCAUUAAAGCCUUUGUUAGACGUAUUUUAGAUUGUAGUAAUAUACUUAUCCAUUUAUAAUAACAUAAUAAUCUUCUUUGAGGUUCUUUCUAUCUGUGUCUAAAUGAGUCUUGAUAAGUAACUAGUCAGUAGGUAUGUCAAAUGUACCGAGAUCUUAAUUGCUAAAGUUGCUGGGAGAUAUGUGUAAUAGUAAUGAAUUCACCAUUAAAUAUCACUGAAUUUUCAUGUUAUGUUAGCUUAGGCUGCCGUUAUGAUAAACAAUAAAACAUAUCCC
This is a messenger RNA of Spodoptera exigua (beet armyworm), 16650 nucleotides long. The record is from the annotation of a GenBank genome assembly. NCBI's taxonomy places the organism in Eukaryota, Metazoa, Arthropoda, Insecta, Lepidoptera, Noctuidae.